AGUUAACGUUAUCCCCUGCCAUUAAUUGUUGUUAUUCUUUUUUUUGCUGUUUUUCUGUUUUCGAAUGAUUGAGAAGUCUUAUAAACUACUUAAUGGUAGAAAAGAAUUGGAGUUCUGAAGUGUGUAGAAAGUUGAAAAAUUUAAAGAACAGAAAACCUGAAAAUGUAGAGAAGCCUCAUCGUAAUGGGAGUUAUAAAAAUGGAAGAAGCAGUCUCAUCUUGUUAUGAACAACUGGAAUGUUCAAGACUUCUUAAUAAAACAAACAGAAACUAUAGAAGAAAUACGUGAUAAAAUAAGUGUUCUAUGAUGGCUAUGAAUGAGACAAUUUGUGCCAGUGAAUUUUUACUCUUAGUCUUUUGUAAGCUUGAGUGAUGGCAAACAUGAAAAUUUUUAAAGAGCAUUUGACCCACUGGGCUGUAAAAACUGAUUAUAAGCCUUGAAGAGAAGGCUUAGACUAUUUUAAUUUGUAAGUUUAACCCGUCGUCAAAAUUGAUCGAUACGGGCAAAGCAUUGCCACCAAUACCUCUUGGGAACAAGGUGGUACUGGUGACAUGCAAACCUAUCCAGUGUAUGCUAUGCAUAAGCCUCGUCCACCUCAAUUUCCACUACCCACAAUGGCUAUGUCUGGAGCGGAACAAUUUGGGCUUCUUCGUGUGCCCACAGCUUCCCCAACUACUGUGUCGGUUGACUUUCUCAUGCCGAACAGUAUCCUUAUAACUCACAGUGUCAGUACAACAGCAACACUAGCUGAAAUUAAGGAGGAACUGUGGGAACAUGCAAGCGAUUACCCUCUGUUUGGGACCCUGCAUGACCUUUCUCUCUAUCACUUUUCGUGUGUCAGCAGUCAGGCAGAGAAGAUUGAGUUGAUGGACGAGACUAAAUGCUUGCAAGAAAUCAAGCCUUUCUUAUAUAUUUUGAAACUGGUGGAAAGGAAAGGAAAUGAAACAGAGAAGCUCCUCAAUCUUCAAAUUGGAACAUUGAUUGGAAAAGAUCUCCAAAAAUUUGAUGACCUUAAAAAUCCAGAAGUGAAUGAGUUCCGAUGGAAUAUGAAAGUUGUUUGCGAUGAAGUGGUUUCUACGAGAAAUAAAAUGUCUUGGGCUGAACAGGUACAGUACCAGUAUCCAGCUCGUAUCGCCAGUAAUCCCGAUUUACCACAGUACAUGGCUGAUCGCCUUCAGGAUGGCCAACUUUUACUGUCAGUGCAAUUUGACACCUCGAUGCAGGUUCAGUCUACAUUUACAUUUCGUGUAAGGCCAGACAUCAAAACUAAAGAAUUUCUUGUGGAUUUCGUAUUGGCAAAAUUAGCUCUCACUUUUGUUAUGGAAGAAGGACAAGACAGUUAUGUAUUAAAGACACCAGGGAAAGAAGAGUAUUUUAUCACAAAUGUUCCAUUAUCACAGUAUAUUUAUGUUAGGGAAUAUGUGUGCCAAGAUGAAGUCUCCCCAAUUCCUCUAGUCAUUGUUCACCGGGGAACUAUACAAGUUGACAUAGAUAAUAUAUACGAGAGAAUAGAAGACUUUGGAGUUAAACAUCUUCGGAACUCAUUCUCCAACAUGACUUUGAAAAAAAAAAGUAUCAAUUUCAUAUCCUCUUGGACAAUUGAAGAGAACUUUAGUUUCCAGGUUGGAGCACUCUCAAAACUCAAUCUUGAGUCUGAUGACCAGACAGAGGCAUGAAGAAUGUAAAUUCAAGGACAGUAAGAUGGCACCAUUGUGGUUAGUAUUUGAGAAUGGAGAUGCUCAUGGGAAAAACAUAUAUAUGUUGUACAAGGAAGGGGAUGAUCUCCGCCAAGAUAUGCUCACUCUACAAAUGAUCAAAAUCAUGGAUAAGUUAUGGAAGGAAAAUGGGCUAGAUCUCAGAAUGAACCCAUACAGCUGUAUGUCCACUGACAAUAGAGAAGGAAUAAUUCAGGUUGUCCUUAAUGCAGAAACAAUUGCUAAUAUCCAGAGACAGAAAGGAAUGUUCAGUGCUACUUGUGCAUUCCGGAAAGGGUCACUUUUAGCAUGGCUGAAGGAUCACAAUACAACAGAAAGCAUGUUGAACAAAGCUGUUCAUGAAUUCACUUUGUCCUGUGCUGGAUACUGUGUUGCAACAUAUGUAUUAGGGAUUGCUGAUCGUCAUUCAGAUAAUAUAAUGAUUUUGAAAAAUGGCCAACUCUUCCAUAUUGAUUUUGGACAUAUUCUUGGCCACUUCAAAGAAAAAUUUGGUAUUAAGAGAGAGCGACAACCAUUUGUCUUAACACAUGACUUCAUUCAUGUUAUAACCAAAGGAAGACAAACUCGCUCAGAAGAGUUUAUAAAAUUCAAAGGGUUCUGUGAACAGGCUUUCCUUAUUUUGCGUCGUUAUGGAUCAUUCAUCAUAUCCCUUUUUGCUAUGAUGAUAUCUACUGGCCUACCUGAAUUAAAGAGUGAGAAGGAGUUAAAUUAUUUAAAAGAGACUUUGAAACUGGAUCUAACAGAGGAUGAAGCCUUGGAACACUUUCGUUCUAAGUUUGAUGAAGCCUUGUCCAAUGCUUGGAAGACAUCGAUUAAUUGGGCCAUUCACAGUAUGGCCAAGAAUAAUCGUUAAACUAGACAUAGCGUUAGUUUCCUAAAAGUUUUACCUGUUGAAUUUGCCAAAAAAUAGAUUGUAAAUGUUUAUAAUGUAUAGGUGGAAAGAUAUCGUUCUUACAGUAUGUUUAAAUACUGUAGUUUAUGACCUUACUUUUGUAUGUAUAAAGUUGUAUAGGAAUGAAAUCUUCUUAUUUGAUAAUUAAACUGUCAGUUAUAAUGCAUUUCAGAAUCCAACUUUGUCCCUAUAAAGUAACUGCACUUUAGUUACAUGCUUCAGUUUUUGAAGAGUAUGCUAGGUUACUGAAAUUUAAUGUAAAAACAAAACCAUUAACAACCAACAUGGUUAAAUAUCUGCAACUCAGGGACAGAUUUUUUAGACAGCUAAUUUUACAAAAUAUUUUGCCUAAAGUAUGUAUCAAGCCCUCUUAUUCUUAUAGGUUGAUGCUGACCAUUGCCUUGAUAAGAAUGAACAGUUGGUUGUCCUGUAGCAGUAUUACAGUACAUUCCUUUAUACUCUACGGGUUUUACUAAGAUGUUAAUUUUCCCAGAAAUUGGAUGUUUAGCAUGGUAUUUAGGGUUUAGAUAAUCAUUUGGCGCCACAGAAUUUUCAUUUUUCGGCACAGCAUAGAUCAAAAUGACUUCAUUGUUUAAUCUCACUUAUGUUAAGCAUAAUUUUCAAUCUUGAGAAUUUUUGUCGUACCAUCUCACAUCCAAGGAUUUUGAUAAUUAUGUUUACUAAUGUUGUUUUGAUUAAUAUGAAUUAUUUACUAAAUUAAUGUAAGGUAAGUGGCUAAUGCAAUGCAGAAAAAUUUCAUGAAUUUGCAAGUACUUUUACUUUUAUACAAACAGGAUUCACACAGAUCACACUAUGAUUGAAAGCUUUUAAGGAGGUGGGUUAAAACAAUGUCUGUAUAGGCAUGAAAGAGGUUAUUGCACAAGAUAAAAAAAAAAAAAUAAGGAAUGACACGUUCUGUUUUUAACAUACUGCUCUCUGGUUAUAGUAAUAGUACAAUUUAAGAUGACAGAACUUUUGAGUUUUCUUGUUGGGGGACAACGAACCAACUUAGUUAUGUGGUUGGGUUGUAGAUCUCUCAUUUUCACAGCAUUUCGUCUGGCUUCUUCCUUAUGUUGUCAACUUCAGAACCAUCAUCAAUUUUGGUUUAUUCAAUUGUUGAAGAAGAGCAUUUUUAAUAGAUUAUUGAUAUUUUAUUAAAGAUAGUCCCUUUAGAUCAACCUUAUAAGAGUUAGGCAUUGUAACUUGGUUGUCAAUAUGAUCAAUAUCAUAAUCUGCUGUAAGAUCUUUAAAGUUGAUACGUACUUAUGCCACCAUACUUUAUAUCCUCAUCAUACUGGUAUUUUUAUAAACUUAUUUUUAUACCAUUAUAUUUUUUACUCAUCAGUGAGAGCCAGUGUUAUGUUAACCAGUUCGCCUGUCUACAGAACUAUAGGUGGUUACUGUUCAGGGACUAGAUGGUGGCUACUAUAACUAGGAGUUGAAACGGGAUUAGUGCCAAAUUUGUCCUUCUGAUAAAAAAUAUUUUGUGAGCAAGGAAGCUAUUGAAUGACUAGAUCACAUAUAAUGUCCGUCAAAGUAACCAAUUUUUAAUUAAUAUACAAAUUCAAAUGGUUAUUUUGAAUUAUUCUUCAAUGUGCCAUACACAUUGAUCAGAGCUCCAUACUGAGAGCCUAUCACAUUUGGGAACAAAUAUUAUUACUUUACAUUCUUAAAGUUUCUUUAAAUCUCCCAUAUUUUUUUAUUGUUUUAAACUUUUCUUUGGUUGUACAUAAUCAAUUGAAGAUUGCCUCUCUCAGAUUAAAAUUAACAAAAGGAAUACCAUAUUUUUCUCUUAAAGAUCGCCCAAAUGUAAAUAAUAAACUUUGCUUAUUAGCAUUCUUCAUAAUUUGAAAACUUGAGAAUCUAAAUGAAAGCCUAAACUAUUCUUAGAUUUUAUAUUGUUUAUUAAAAAUAGUUAUUUGUGAUAAAAUAAUCUGGAAAAUAAUAGUGUUAACCUAACUGAAUUUUAUCAAUCAUUGGUGCAGAUACAAUGGAUGUGUGGGACAGGCAUUCAAGGCAAAAGAAAAAUAUAUUCUCCAGUAAGGCUGAAAGGAUAAUUAGAAAGGUCCUUGUGCCUUUAGGUUUAUGAUUUCCAUUGGAUAUCAGGGGGAUGAACCUUAAUUUAUGCUUUACAAUUUACAUAUGUUAAUACAAUUUGUGUAUGUUAAUGCAUACAGAACCAGAUUACUGUAAUGGCAGUACAGGCAGUCCCCGGGUUACGACGGGGGUUCCAUUCAUGAGACGCGUUGUAACCCGAAAAUCGUCGUAAGCUGGAACAUCACCAAAAAUCCUAAGAAAACCUUACUUUUAAUGCUUUGGGUGCAUUGAAAACUAUGUAAACUGCAUCCUUAUUGGAUUUGCAUAAAAAAACUUCAAAUAUUGAUUAUUUUGCAUUUUUGGUGUCAUAUUUUUUCUGUCAGAUGAGCGUUGUAGGCGACGUAACCCUGGAACAUGCGUCGUAACCCUGGAAAUCAUUUCUGAUGAAUAUAAUUGAAAAGCGCCUUAACCUCGGAACGUCGUAAGCCGAACCCGUCGUAACCCGGGGACUGCCUGUAUUCAUAUUUACUUGAGAAUACAUUUUUAUCUUCUACAGAACAUGGAGUAAUUGAAGAAAAAGUGAGCAAAUAAAAUUUAGCUGACUUUUAUGUCAUACGAGAUAAUAAAAUUGAGCUAUU
This is a messenger RNA of Macrobrachium nipponense, 5282 nucleotides long. RefSeq names its product phosphatidylinositol 4,5-bisphosphate 3-kinase catalytic subunit delta isoform-like (gene Pi3K92E). The record is from RefSeq and is a predicted model, not a curated record. Gene Ontology annotation, cellular component: plasma membrane; cytoplasm; phosphatidylinositol 3-kinase complex. Lineage: Eukaryota; Metazoa; Arthropoda; Malacostraca; Decapoda; Palaemonidae. Gene Ontology annotation, biological process: cell migration; phosphatidylinositol-3-phosphate biosynthetic process; phosphatidylinositol 3-kinase/protein kinase B signal transduction. Gene Ontology annotation, molecular function: 1-phosphatidylinositol-3-kinase activity; 1-phosphatidylinositol-4-phosphate 3-kinase activity.